Messenger RNA from Durusdinium trenchii, 1997 nucleotides. The record is from the annotation of a GenBank genome assembly. Lineage: Eukaryota; Dinophyceae; Suessiales; Symbiodiniaceae.
AAGUCGAAGAGGAGGUGCGAAACCUCCUGCAGAAUGCCGACACGAAGGCAUUAGUGGGAUCUGUGCGGAAGAUCAUGCAGGUGUUGGAACACCAUGGCUUGGCAUGCCGCCAAUGCCUGAGUUGCAUGAAGGUGGGCGUGCACGACGCUAACCGAGAUGGUCUCGGUGUGUCGGCCUUCGACUGCCACAGGUUGUGCUCUGAGAUCAGCGACAUCGGCUACGACAGCCAGGAGUUCAAGGGGGUGGCAAUUCAGCUGCAGGGCGCAGAGCUGGACAGGAUCCAGGCCUUCAACAGGAAGUUGCAGGAGGAGGCCCAAGGCCUUUUGGGUGGCGCAAGUGACAUGAUCAGGUACGCAAGUUUGGCUGGCUCUCACGCCAACGACGCCAUGAGGUGCUUCGCAUCGCACGUGGAACACAAGGAUGAUGAGCUCACAUUGGACGGCCGACUCUCGAUAGAGAGGCUUGCGUCGAAGGAUGGCGCCUUCUACAAGGCCAUCGUUGAUGGCGAGACAUGGAUGGUGCUUGAGGCCACUUGCUCCACCGCCUGGCCAACGCUGGCCGAGACAGUGCAGGCAGCUUACAAUGCAGCUGGGCAGCUGGCGAGGCGUGAGACUGACCUCCAGGUGAUGAAAAGGCUGCACACAGCCAUCAUCCGCCAGGGAGCGGCGUGUGCAGUGCCGCGCAUGUACACCUUCGUCAUGCACUUCGCUGGGGGGCGAUCAGGUGAGUUCCUGAAAGAGACGGAGGCCUUCUUGCGCAUCAAGUGCGUGCCUGCAAGGCACUUGGCACCCGAGGUGUACGAAUCCCUCGCAACCGAGAUGCGACACACGGGAGCGCAACAAUUCCCCAAGUGCCGCCACGCGCUUCUUAAGGCACUCUUCACCAUUGAGUCUCGGAUCACGGCGAGCGACCUUCGACGUCUCUUCAGCCAGAAGUCAGGUAUGAUGCCACAGCUGGAGGAAUGUGAGGGGUUGAUCACUGAUGUGCAGAAGCUCUUCAAUUACCUUGACGUGCCAGCUGAGGUCAAGUUGCAGCAUCAAGGUGACUUUGAGAUCUCUUUGAUGUUCUGCCUGUUGCAGAAGAAGGAGCCAGGCAAAGAGCAGCGCGACAGUUUGCAAAGUGUUGCUCACAGUGCAGUGAUGCUGAUGAGGGAGCAUUCUGGUUUGAAGACUCCUGACCUCGUCUCCCCAUGGAUGCGUGAGUACGACGAGAGCGGGAAACAGCGCACAACUGCAGCCUUGGAAGAGGCAGGCUUCGCGGUGAGCCAGCGGGCGCCCCACAAGAAGACCAAACAGGAGGGCGAGAUUGUGGCCAUGACUUCGGAGAAAGUCACGAUCAACCUAGAUUCAAAGACGACCAUGACUGUUGGCGCACAGGAUUUUCUGAUGGGCCAAUGGCAGACAGUGAAGGCCAAGGCGCCCGUCGAGUUUCUUGCCUGGGAAGAUCGGGAGCCGUUCAAGUCGGUGGAGGUCUCAGUCAUGGAGCUCCAGGCCAGUGCAUGCUUGGCCCUUUGCGAGGCCGCCAAGAAGAAGAGCCUGGAAGGUCUGAUUGCAUUGCAGACCAAACCUGCGAAAGACGUGAUUGCAGCAAAGGCGAUCUUGAAGCAUGCCUUGCAGAUCAUCCCAGUGACCUCAAAGAUUCAGGUGCAGGAGGCCACGAAGGGAAAACAGAUUCCGCCUUCGGCGAUCUCCAUGGGCCAGAAGAAGAUUGGCGAAGCUGUCUUUGACAUGUGGCUCAUGCCGCAUCCUUUGAAGGAGGGUUGCCUUGUGAGCCCGGCUUUCAUGGUGCGGAGCACAGAGGAUGAAAGCAAGGCCAACAUGGAGAUCUGGCCGGCGCUGGGCAGGCAACAGGUCAAGGAGCUGAAAGUUCCAGUGUUGAGGAACACGAAGGCUGUGAAGAAGGGAGAACAAUUGCUGGUCUAUAGGCCCAAGGUGGAGGCUGAGGCCGCGGAAGAUCCAACAGGGCAUCCGAAGAAGAAGGCGCGAAAGGCCAAAUGA